AGGGAGAUAGGAAUCGAGGUUUCAACUUUCAGGCGUAAUGGCUGGAAAUGAUUGGAUUAAUAGCUAUUUGGAGGCAAUUCUGGACGUUGGACCUGGUAUAGAUGAAGCCAAGUCUGCCAAGCCAUCGCCGUCGCUGCUUCUCCGAGAGAGAGGACAUUUCAGUCCCACUCGGUAUUUCGUCGAGGAGGUCAUCACCGGCUUCGAUGAGAGCGAUCUAUACCGCUCGUGGGUUAAGGCUGCAGCCACCCGAAGUCCCCAGGAGAGGAAUACUAGGUUGGAGAAUAUGUGCUGGAGGAUUUGGAACUUAGCUCGACAAAAGAAGCAGCUUGAAGGAGAGGAAGCCCAGAGGAUGGCUAAACGUCGUCUUGAACGCGAAAAAGGUCGAAGAGAAGCAACAGCUGAUAUGUCUGAAGAUUUAUCGGAGGGAGAGAAAGGAGAAGUGGUCGGUGAUACACCGGUUCAUGGAGACAGCGCCAAAACACGUCUGCCGAGAAUCAGCUCUGUUGAUGCAAUGGAGGUGUGGGCUAGUCAACAAAAGGGGAAAAAGCUAUAUAUUGUAUUAGUGAGCCUUCAUGGUCUGAUAAGGGGGGAUAACAUGGAGCUUGGCCGUGAUUCUGAUACUGGUGGUCAGGUUAAGUAUGUAGUGGAACUUGCUAGGGCCUUGGGAUCAAUGCCUGGCGUGUAUCGGGUAGAUUUGCUCACUAGACAAGUAUCAUCCCCAGAUGUAGAUUGGAGCUAUGCAGAACCUACAGAAAUGCUGGCUCCUACUAGUUCAGAAGGCUUGGUAGGUGAGAUGGGCGAGAGCAGUGGUGCUUAUAUUAUUCGGAUACCGUUUGGUCCAAGAGAUAAAUAUAUUCCUAAAGAACUUCUGUGGCCUCACAUCCCUGAAUUUGUUGACGGUGCACUUAGCCAUGUCAUCCAGAUGUCUAAAGUUCUUGGUGAGCAGAUUGGUGGGGGGAAUCCAGUCUGGCCAGUUGCAAUCCAUGGGCAUUAUGCUGAUGCGGGGGAUUCUGCUGCACUGCUCUCUGGUGCUUUAAAUGUUCCAAUGCUUUUUACUGGCCACUCAUUAGGUCGGGAUAAAUUGGAGCAAUUACUAAAACAGGGUCGAUUGACAAGGGAUGAGAUAAAUUCAACAUACAAAAUAAUGCGGCGGAUAGAGGCUGAAGAAUUAGCUCUUGAUGCCUCUGAAAUAAUUAUUACUAGUACUAGACAGGAAAUUGAAGAGCAAUGGAGAUUAUAUGAUGGGUUUGAUCCAAUCUUGGAACGUAAACUACGUGCUAGGAUCAAGCGUAACGUGAGUUGUUACGGCAGAUUCAUGCCUCGAAUGGCGGUAAUUCCCCCUGGGAUGGAGUUCCAUCAUAUUGUUCCUCUUGAAGGUGAUAUGGACGUUGAGACAGAAGGAAGUGAGGAUCACCCUGCUUUGUCAGAUCCACCUAUCUGGUUUGAGAUAAUGCGGUUCUUCACUAAUCCUCGUAAGCCCAUGAUUCUUGCCCUUGCUAGACCAGAUCCAAAGAAGAACAUCACAACUUUGGUCAAAGCAUUUGGAGAAUGUCGGCCACUUAGGGAGCUUGCAAACCUUACGCUAAUUAUGGGUAACAGAGAAGGAAUUGAUGAAAUGUCAAGUACAAAUGCAUCUGUCCUUCUCUCAGUGCUUAAACUUAUUGACAAAUAUGAUUUGUAUGGACAAGUGGCAUACCCUAAACAUCACAAACAAGCUGAUGUUCCUGACAUAUAUCGUCUGGCAGCAAAAACCAAGGGCGUUUUUAUAAAUCCAGCAUUCAUUGAGCCAUUUGGACUCACUCUAAUUGAGGCGGCAGCUCAUGGUUUACCUAUUGUUGCUACAAAAAAUGGAGGCCCUGUUGAUAUACAUCGGGUGCUCGACAAUGGUCUUCUUAUUGAUCCACACGAUCAACAGUCUAUUGCUGAUGCUCUUCUGAAGCUUGUUGCAGACAAGCACCUCUGGGCUAGAUGCCGGCAAAAUGGUUUGAAGAAUAUUCACCUAUUUUCAUGGCCAGAGCAUUGUAAGACAUAUCUAUCAAGAAUUGCUAGUUGCAAACCGAGGUAUCCACAUUGGCAAAGAAAUGAAGAUGAAGAUGAUAACUCAGAAUCAGGUUCACCCGGUGAUUCGUGGAGAGAUAUACAAGACAUUUCUCUAAACCUGAAGUUUUCAUUAGAUGUUGAGAAGAGUAGUGGAAUUGAUAGAUCUCUUGAGUCAGAAGGAAACGCUGCUGAUAGAACAAAUAAAUUAGAGAAUGCUGUAUUGAGCUGGUCAAAGGGCGUUUCAAAGGAUACACGAAAAUCAGUCGCGGAAAAAGCUGAUCAAAAUGCAAAUGUUGGCAAGUUUCCAGCAUUAAGGAGGAGAAAACAUCUCUUUGUUAUUGCAGUGGAUUGUGAUAGUAUUGCAGGUCUCGUUGAUACCACGAGAAAGUUGUUUGGGGCAGUGGAGAAGGAAAGGAAUGAAGGCACUAUAGGGUUUAUUCUCUCUACAUCGUUGACCAUUUCUGAAGUAAAUUCAUUUCUGGUCUCAGGGGGCUACCACGCAAAUGAUUUUGAUGCCUUCAUUUGCAAUAGUGGCAGUGAUCUUUAUUAUUCAUCCACAAAUCUAGAAGAUGAUCCAUUUGUGGUCGACUUCUAUUACCAUUCACACAUCGAAUAUCGAUGGGGUGGAGAAGGAUUAAGGAAAACUCUAGUUAAAUGGGCUUCUUCGGUCUCUGAUAAGAACACUAACACGGAGGAAAAAAUUGUAACUUCAGCUGAACAACUUUCAACAAAUUAUUGUUACACUUUUAAUGUUCGGAAGCCUGAUGCGAUUCCAGCAGUUAAGGAACUCAGAAAAUCACUGAGAAUUCAAGCUCUGCGAUGUCAUGCUGUUUAUUCUCAGAAUGGAACCAGGCUAAAUAUAAUCCCAGUAUUGGCAUCUCGUUCCCAGGCUCUCAGGUAUCUUUAUGUUCGAUGGGGGACGGAGCUAUCAAAAAUGGUUGUGUUUGUUGGCGAAAGUGGGGACACAGAUUACGAAGGGUUACUUGGUGGAGUGCACAAAAGUGUGGUUCUGAAGGGCGUUUGUAACGGCGCAGCCAACCAGCUCCAUGCUAAUAGAAGUUACCCUCUUUCAGACGUUGUUCCGGUUGAUUCUGCAAAUAUUGCACAGGCUUCUGAAGAGGCUAGCAGUGCUGACAUUCGAGCUUCCUUGGAGACCAUUGGACUUCUCAAAGGCUAGAAAAUUUCUAAUGCUUGGAGUUGGAACUAAGCUCUUCUGGUACGUUUCUGAUCGUCUUCAACGGCCAUUAUAAAAAAAAAAUUAAAAAAAAAGACAAAGAAAAAGAAAAGAAAAUGGUGAAAUAACAAUUGGCCACCUUUUUGGAUAAAAAAAACAAAGAAGCUGAAUCUCAGUUGUGUGCAGCUUGUGUAUUUUUGUCAUUCCAGUGUCUUCUAGCUUGCUACUGCUUUCAUGGUAGCUGUUACUGUAAAAAUUAAUGAAAGUUUGUUUAUUGGGCAAGUUUAUGAUAUGUUUUCAUAUUAUGUACAUUGUUUGUACCGUUCUAUUUUCAAUUAAUAAUAUUACAAA
Cucurbita maxima (winter squash) is the source of this 3565-nucleotide messenger RNA. RefSeq names its product probable sucrose-phosphate synthase 1. Gene Ontology annotation, biological process: sucrose metabolic process. The coding region runs from base 38 to 3217 and encodes 1059 amino acids. The transcript is spliced from 13 exons. The record is from RefSeq and is a predicted model, not a curated record. Lineage: Eukaryota; Viridiplantae; Streptophyta; Magnoliopsida; Cucurbitales; Cucurbitaceae. Gene Ontology annotation, molecular function: sucrose-phosphate synthase activity; sucrose synthase activity.